GGGGGCGUGGCCUUGUGGGAAAUGUAGUCCAACGCGCGGAGCGCGGCGGCGUCCGCCAGUGGGCUGUUCAGACUCCUUUGGCUACCAGGGUAUUUUGGUUUUGUUGCGGCAGGAGUCUCUCAUGGCUCCCUUUCCUUCCCUCAGCUCCACCUCUAGAGUCUGCACAUUCUCUAGGAAGGACCCACAGGAGGAAAGAAGGCGGUGGCAGCUGGGCCUCUGCCCCUGGGAGCUCAAGGUCUCCUUAUGCAGUCCAGCCUGCUCUGAACUCAUGAUCCUCCCGCCUCAGUCUUCUGAGUGCUGGGAUUUCAGUUUCAGGAGUCAGUGACGUUCAAGGACGUGCCUGUGGACUUCACUUGGGAGGAGUGGAUGCAGCUAGAUUCUGCUCAGAAGCCCCUGUAUGAGAAGGUGAUACUGGAGGACUACAGGAACCUGGUCUCCCUGGCAGGGCAUCAGCUUUCCAAACCAAAUGUGAUAUCUCAGCUGGAAGAAGACGAACUGAGCCUCAGGAAAAAAGAGCUCCCAGGGUGCAUCUCUCUGGGCUGGAAGACAAGACUUGAAACCAAAGAGUCAACUCCAAAGCCCAACAUUACUGAAGAUUUGCCCAAUGGGAUCAUAAUGGAAAGGGAAGAUUUGUGGCAUUCAACUUUAGAGGAUGCCUGGAAACCUGCUUGUUGGUUAGAGGGCCAGCAGAGAAGACAUCUAGGCCAAGUGGUAGUUGCCCGAAAAGAAUCACUCAAUGAUGAGAGAGUAUGUGGAGGUAAUAAAGCUGAAAAAUGUUCCAUUGAAAGUUCCAUGCUUGAUACACUACAAAACAUUUCUAUGGCAAAAAGGCACCAUAAUUGGAACUCACAUGGAAAAGAUUCCAAACAAAAUUCUGAGUUAAUGAAAACUCAAAGAAUGUUUGUAGGAAAGAAAAUCUAUGCAUGUGAUGAGUGUGGGAAAACCUUCAGUCAGAGUUCAUCCCUUCUUAAGCACCAGAGGAUUCAUACUGGGGAGAAACCCUAUAAAUGCAGUGUAUGUGGCAAGCACUUUAUUGAGCGCUCCUCCCUCACUGUUCAUCAAAGAAUUCACACUGGAGAAAAACCCUACAAAUGUAAUGAGUGUGGAAAAGCCUUCAGUCAGAGUAUGAACCUUACUGUUCAUCAAAGAACUCAUACUGGAGAGAAACCUUAUCAGUGCAGAGAGUGUGGAAAAGCUUUCCGUAAGAAUUCAUCUCUUAUUCAACAUGAAAGGAUUCAUACUGGGGAGAAGCCCUACAAAUGUGAUGAAUGUGGGAAAGCUUUUACACAAAGCAUGAAUCUUACAGUGCAUCAGAGAACUCAUACAGGAGAAAAACCCUAUGAAUGUAAUGAGUGUGGAAAGGCAUUUAGUCAAAGCAUGCAUCUUAUUGUUCAUCAGAGAAGUCAUACUGGAGAAAAACCCUAUGAGUGCAGUGAAUGUGGAAAAGCCUUCAGUAAGAGCUCAACUCUUACCCUACAUCAGCGAAAUCACACUGGCGAAAAACCCUACAAAUGUAACAAAUGUGGCAAAUCCUUUAGUCAAAGCACAUACCUUAUAGAACAUCAGAGACUUCACUCUGGAGUGAAACCUUUUGAAUGUAACCAGUGUGGAAAAGCUUUUAGUAAGAAUUCUUCUCUUACUCAGCAUCGGAGAAUUCACACUGGAGAGAAACCUUAUGAGUGUAUGGUAUGUGGAAAGCAUUUCACUGGACGAUCAUCCCUUACUGUACAUCAGGUUAUUCACACUGGAGAGAAACCUUAUGAAUGCAAUGAAUGUGGGAAGGCCUUUAGCCAGAGUGCCUACCUUAUUGAACAUCAAAGAAUUCAUACUGGUGAAAAGCCCUAUGAAUGUGAUCAGUGUGGAAAAGCUUUCAUUAAGAAUUCGUCCCUUAUAGUGCAUCAGAGAACACAUACAGGAGAGAAACCCUAUCAGUGUAAUGAAUGUGGAAAAGCUUUCAGUCGUAGUACAAACCUUACAAGACAUCAGAGGACUCACACCUGAGAAGUUUUUAUUGGUCCCAUCAUCUUAGUUAAUUCUUUGAUAAUCAGAUAAGUUAUAUUAAUUUGAUACUUAACAAGUAUAAUAUGGGAAGCCUUUAGUUGAAGUGCAAUAUAACAUCAAAUAACAAAACCAUAGCAGAGAGACCACUGAAAGUGGAGAAUGCUUGACUCUGAAGUUAAAACUUUGUAUCAGGCUUCAGAAGCUCAUAUAUACAUGAUGAAGAUUUAUUCUGAAAAAUCCUAUUGAUUCAUACUGGAGUUUCUGAUUUGGGAUUCACAGACUUCACACUGGAGGGAGAAUGACAGUGUUUAACUGGAUAGCCCAAAAAUCUGGAAUGUAGUUCCGACCUCCCACAGACUUGAUCAAGUCACAGUGCCCUUAUCUAAUAAGUGAGCGAUUUCGGAUUUGGAAGGCCACUAGAAUCCCUAUGAACUAGAAUGCCUAAAAACAUGAUGCAAGGAAGUUUUGGUCUUUUCUCUGUUACAAAUACUGCCUAGGUGCUUCUGUUACGCAUCUGGUUUUCUUGGAUGUUUUGAGUCAAAAUUCUCUACCUCUACUAAUUCCUAUUAUCCUGCAAGUCCUCCCAUUCCCUGAAUUACUUUCUCUCCUAAUAUAUAGGCUGGUUGCUAUCAGGCAUCAGAUGAAUUGCACAGACUUUAAUGCUACAGCAUGCUGUUUUGGAUUCUCAGUUCAUAGUCAUUAAACUGUUGUUAAAUAAACUAUUUAUAUUUAGAUGACAAUGUAACUUAAAUGUAAUCUUUAAGUACUUAAUAAAUACAUAUCUUU
Messenger RNA from Nannospalax galili (Upper Galilee mountains blind mole rat), 2787 nucleotides. RefSeq names its product ZFP2 zinc finger protein (gene Zfp2). Gene Ontology annotation, biological process: negative regulation of transcription by RNA polymerase II; regulation of immune system process; regulation of cytokine production. The record is from RefSeq and is a predicted model, not a curated record. NCBI's taxonomy places the organism in Eukaryota, Metazoa, Chordata, Mammalia, Rodentia, Spalacidae. Gene Ontology annotation, molecular function: RNA polymerase II cis-regulatory region sequence-specific DNA binding; DNA-binding transcription factor activity, RNA polymerase II-specific. The transcript is spliced from 6 exons. The coding region runs from base 367 to 2001 and encodes 544 amino acids. Gene Ontology annotation, cellular component: nucleus.